UUACACGAGUUUAUUUUCAGGCUUGUACUUGGAGACUGACAGAGAAGGCAUAUUUAGCUUUGUGCUCAUUUAACAAUAUAGUUUCUGGCUCCACUUAUUUCAAGUGUCAUUGGAAGAAGCUCAAAAAUAUACAAAUUGGAAAUUUCGGUGGUGACAUGUCGCUGCGUGUCUUGUCAGUAUUUCCAGGCGGCGACGGACUGGUGAAGCCAGGCUAGCCGGGCUAACAAGCUAUCAGCUAACACCGUUAGCCUCUUCUCUGCCUUAGCUGGACUCAGUGGAUCCUUUAUUUUUGCAACGCGGCGGUCAUUGUUUUGGGCGACAUGGCAGCCAGCGGAUUCUCUGACCUGAGAGAGAAGCUAAAGUCCAUGACUCCACACCGGGACGACUACGAGAACAAAUACCAAGCGAGUAACGGCAGCGGGAAGGGUCGAAAGCGGAAGUAUCGAGAAUCGGACGACGAUGAAUACGAGCACAGCGACGAUAGUUCUGACCUCCGAGAGCAAGAAGCCCGCAGGGUCAGGAGCAGUGUCGUACAGCUGAGCAUCUUCACCCCGGAGGAGUGCGCCCGCAUCGAGGAGAAGAUCGAUGAAGUAGUGGCCAAAGCAGAGUCUGGACUGUAUCGGGAGCACACAGUGGAUAGAGCGCCCCUCCGGAACAAGUACUUCUUUGGGGAAGGGUACACGUACGGAGCUCAGCUGGAGAGGCGCGGACCGGGUCAAGAGCGGCUGUACCGCAAAGGAGAGGUAGACGAAAUCCCGAACUGGGUUCAUGAGCUGGUGAUCAAGCGGCUGGUGUCCAACGGGGUGAUCCCCGAGGGUUUCGUCAACAGUGCCGUCAUCAAUGAUUAUCAGCCAGGUGGAUGCAUAGUGUCCCACGUCGAUCCCCUGCACAUCUUUGCACGGCCUAUUGUUUCUGUGUCCUUCUUCAGUGACAGCGCGCUGUGCUUUGGCUGUCGCUUUCAAUUCAAACCCAUCCGGGUGUCAGAGCCGGUGUUUGUCCUGCCUGUGAGGAGAGGGAGCGUCACAGUACUGAGUGGCUAUGCUGCUGAUGACAUUACUCAUUGCAUCAGACCUCAGGACAUCAAGGAGAGACGUGCUGUAAUCAUCCUCAGAAAAACUAAACCUGAUGCACCUCGUCUGGACACAGACAGCCCUUUAAGUUCGACUGCUGCCCUGAGACCUGCCCCUCUAAAAGCCAAACGCUCUCAUCGAAAAGCAGAUCCGGAUGCAGCUCACAGGCCAAGGGUUCUGGAGAUGGAUAAAGAGGAGAAUAGACAUCCUUCGCUGUCCCACCACCGUCACCAUAGUGCCAGCUCAGAGAACUACCGGAGACGUGAAGAAGACCAUGAGAGCUCAGGGCGCAAAGUCAAAAUGAGGCGCCACUGACCGCCUCUUUGACAGGCACAUUCACAUAAUAAAAUAUCCCUACUCCUUUAUGUAUGUCAGUAUUGUAACCUUAUUUGAUCAGUUAUUAUUUUAACGGUCCAGUGUGUUCUGGUUCAAGAACAACCAUUAGGUUUCAGUUUUGAUUUGAGUCAAGAAAAGCUUGAGUGUACUAGCUUUUCUGCUGCUGUAAUAGACCAUAACUUACUCACUACAGUAAAAGUCUGUUGUUAAACAGUUUAUUUAGUUUAAAUUAAACAUUUCUUUAUGUUAAUAGAGGAGCAGAAAAGGCAUGUAUUUUUUCUACCUUGAGAAUUGAAAAGAACAUGUACGUAUGAUCUUGUACAAAAGAAUCCCAGUCUGUAAUCUAACUUCAUAAUGUACAAUACAUUACUGUACAGUCUUUACUUGCAGGGCUUUCAUGAAGACUGAUUCUUUAUUUUUGUGUUCUCGCCAUUUAAAUUUCAAAUCUUUUACUUCUGUCAGUUUGCAAUGUCAGAUCUUCACUUUUUGUUCAGAUUGCAGUUUAGGUUUGAGCAACAGGCAACUCCGUCUUGCCAUUUAGUGGAAGUGGUGCAGGAGCAAAACCGAUGCUUCAUGGAAGGCUGCCACGUUUCACUGUCCUGUCUCAGUAUAAGGUUGCUGUGUCAUUUGACAUGAACCAUGUCAUUCCUGUUCCUUAAUAAAAUUACUUUUUCCUCA
Poeciliopsis prolifica (blackstripe livebearer) is the source of this 2084-nucleotide messenger RNA. RefSeq names its product alkB homolog 5, RNA demethylase (gene alkbh5). NCBI's taxonomy places the organism in Eukaryota, Metazoa, Chordata, Actinopteri, Cyprinodontiformes, Poeciliidae. Gene Ontology annotation, biological process: mRNA processing; mRNA export from nucleus. Gene Ontology annotation, cellular component: nucleus. The transcript has 5 exons. The record is from RefSeq and is a predicted model, not a curated record. Gene Ontology annotation, molecular function: oxidative RNA demethylase activity. Bases 321 to 1385 code for a protein of 354 amino acids.